Molecule: messenger RNA, 3936 nt
Organism: Sphaerodactylus townsendi
Lineage: Eukaryota; Metazoa; Chordata; Lepidosauria; Squamata; Sphaerodactylidae
Gene: PTPDC1
Product: protein tyrosine phosphatase domain containing 1
Exons: 9
Coding region: 1173-3317 (714 amino acids)
Biological process (GO): protein dephosphorylation; cilium assembly
Molecular function (GO): protein tyrosine/serine/threonine phosphatase activity
Source: RefSeq, a predicted model, not a curated record
UUGCAGCACCUCAAUUCAAGGGAUAGUGCAUAUUUACAACUCUAUCAACUGUAGCUCUGGCUUGGGGUCCACAUCAAGGAGCAAAUGAGUAGAUUUAUUUUCUGCUGACUCCUUGCCAUUUCUUAAACUUGCUUUUAGCCUAUCUUAUCCUGCACCAUCUGUUAACAUUAAUAUAUCAGAAAUAUAUCUCACAUAUAUGUUCUAUCCAUAAAUAUCCCGGCUUGGAUGCGUGUUUUAAGCUGUGGGGUGAAAGGGGAGCAUAACAAUAUCUUGUAAGAUGACAAUACCGUUUUUGCCACAAUCUAUUAUCCUUCCCUGUUGCGGAUGAAAUGCAAGUGAAUGGUUAGCUGUUUUUAAGAAUGCCACAAUUACUUUGCAGAAUCUUCAUCUCUGCUGCUGAAAGUAAAAUAAGCGAGAGCUCAUUUCGUUUUAAAAAUGAACAUAUUUUGUAAUAUCUCCAAGGGAGAUUCUGAUUUCAUCUCUUCUGAUUGUCAUGUUACAGUCCUAAAUCAAAUGUGCACAGCUUUUCUUGUCACCUAAAAUUGAAAUCACCCAUACACUGUAAAAUGCUGGAAGGCUGAAAUUUGAUUGAUGGCCACUUAGGCAGGCUGAUUUAUAACUGACUGAGAAAUCUGAUACAAGCAGAAUUAAAACUACUUUCUGUUUUUCACAUUACACAAACCUGUUGUUUAUAUGCACUGAGAACUCUCAUUCUGGCUUUCACACAUGCACACCAGGAGCAGGAGAAGGACUGAAAAGUGCACAGUGGGGCAUGUGUAAAUGCAGCUUUGUUGAAUUUUUUUGAAAAAUCAUCCUUUCAGAGCGUGCAGUCAAGAUGUCAAAGUGAACGCUUCAAAUUCCAAAAAAACUUGUCUGUGGUAAACUGUUUCUGGUCCACUUCAGAAAUAUCCGGUUCAGAUAAUGCUGUCCACAUCACCAGGGGAAUAGUUCACCCCAUACAGAAUCAAUGUAUAUAGAAUUUAGCUGCCAAAGGGUAGCUGCCACUAGUGAGUUCAUUGUUGGUUUCUAUGGAGACAGAUCAGCCUAUCCUGAACAGCUGUUAGAUCAUACAGAACGAUGCAUGUCUUUCUGUGCAAGUUCAGUACAGAGCACGUUGGAUUUCUUGUUCAGUUUGUCUUCAUGCAGCUUUUCUAAACUGUUACUAAUAGUGGAUGACCAUGCAGAGUUCACCCAGGACUCGUCUGACAGUGAAUAUUUUUAGCAACUUUUUUCAGGGCCGGAGACAUUCUUCUUCUGAUCCUCUUCUCCGCAUACUCCACAGGCGACGGAGCUCAGUUGUAGAGGUUCUCUCAACUUCUACCCAUAGGGUUAUGGUAGCCAUUUCCUCUGUAAAUCCUGAAGAGCUAAAUGCUGCUUUCCUUGAGAAAAAAAGAAGACCUAGACGUCCAACUGCAAAAUAUACCAAAGUCGGAGAACGCCUUCGUCAUGUAAUUCCUGGUCAUAUGCAAUGUUCCAUGGCAUGUGGUGGCCGUGCUUGCAAAUAUGACAGUCCAGCUCGGUGGACUGAUGAGGAACAAGCUAUUAAAGGGCUUUACUCAUCCUGGGUAACAGAUAACAUAUUAGCCAUGUCUCGACCCUCAACAGAGAUUAUUGAGAAGUAUAAUAUUAUUGAAGAGUUCCAGAGAUGUGACAUAAAAACAGUAAUUAACCUUCAGCGUCCUGGGGAACAUGCUAGCUGUGGGAAUCCGCUGGAACAAGAAAGUGGUUUCACAUACCUUCCUGAAGCUUUCAUGGAGGCGGGAAUUUAUUUUUAUAACUUUGGAUGGAAGGAUUAUGGUGUGGCUUCUUUCACUACUAUCCUCGAUAUGGUAAAAGUGAUGACUUUUGCCUUACAGGAAGGAAGGGCAGCUAUUCACUGCCAUGCAGGACUUGGCCGAACAGGUGUUUUAAUAGCUUGUUACUUGGUUUUUGCAACAAGAAUGACUGCAGAUCAAGCAAUUGUUUAUGUUAGGACAAAGAGGCCUAAUUCAAUUCAAACUAGAGGGCAGUUGCUGUGUGUAAGGGAGUUCUCACAGUUCUUAAUUCCACUAAGGAAUGUUUUUGCGUCUUGUGAGCCCAAAGCCCAUGCAGUUACUCUUUCCCAGUACCUGAUCCGACAGCGACAUUUGCUUCAUGGUUAUGAGAGCAGACAACUCAAGUAUGUGCCAAAACUUAUUCACUUGGUUUGCAAACUAUUGUUGGACUUGGCUGAAAACCGGCAAGUGAUAGAAGAGAAAGUAGUAGAUUUACCAGAUCUGUCAGCCGAAAUUGAAGGGACUGUUUCCCAGUUAGCUUCUACAGAGCUUGAUAAAGAGUUAAUAAGACAAGACAGUAGUACCUCGGAACCAUUCUCCCACUCAGGAUCAACUGCUCUUCAUUUAGACAAUGAUGAAUGUGAUCCUCUUUGGAAGAGGAGGAACGUUGACUGCCUUCAGCCUCUGAGUCGUACAAAAAGGCGCCUGAGCUUCAGUGAGUCAGAUUUAGGAAGAGUUGUAUAUGUCCCUGAGCACGGAGAGACACCGUGGUCAGUGCCUGUGCGAGUGCCAUUUCGCAACAAAACAGAUGAAACGAACAAUGAGGAGAAUUGUCACACUCUUCGGGUUGAUAUAAACAACGAACUCUUAGUUCGUAGCACAUUGACUUUCUGGAGUCAGGGUAAAUUUAAUUUAGAUGGAAAAGGAAGUCAUUCUCCACUUUAUCAUAAAAGCAGAUAUCCUAAAGAAGUACAGCGCAGUAAAACGUUUUCUUCAGGCCUUAGCUGUGAUCGGGCGGAAGAGGAUGAGGAAGACGAUGAAGAGUUAAAAACAUCAAACUACAACUUUCGUCGAAAAUAUAAUAUGUAUGGGAAGAGAACAUGGUCCUCUGAAGAUUCAGACUCUUCCAAAGCAGAGCGAGAGAAACACGACUUUAGAGAACUCUGUGAAAAUAUCCCUCAUAUUGUUGUGCAGUCAGAACUGACACUGGAGGCCCGAAGAAUUUUAGCAGCUAAAGCCCUUGCAGAUCUAAAUGAAUUUAUGGGAGCAGAAGAAGUAAACAGCAAGGUGGAAAAGUGCCUGCACCGCCCUGAAGGACUUAAAUUGCUAGAAAAGGGAAAAUAUCAUACUAUAUUAUGUAUUUUAAAGUGUGUGGUGAAUUUACGGACAGUACCAGAAGAUUUGGAAGAACUUUUUCUUGAUCGUGUCAUCAAAGCAUUCACAAAGAUGAAUUCUGAUUCUGAGAGUGGUCUGCAUGUUUACAACACUCUAAGGAAGGUUUUCAAACAGAUACUGGAACACCAAAGACAACAUUGCACAGAAAGAACGGGAAAUCAUGUUUGAUGUUCCCACUUCUAAGCUCUUCAGCCCUCCAAAAUGACCUUUCACUGCCAGCUAUUAUAAUUUGUAUCCUUUGGUUUGUGUUAACUAAAUUUCAGUUGAUUACUAAAUAACUGCAACUUAUUCAUUCUUACAUAUGUUGAUAUUUUAAUGAGUUGCCACUUUGUGUUUGUACUGUAGCAUUUUGAUAUUUGGUUGUAAAAGUAAUAUUUUUUUCAUUAAUAAGCUAUGUUUUUCAAGACAAACUGCUGCCAUAAAUUCAGUGCCAUGUUAUGCAAUGGUUUAUUUAGUUGAUGUUUGUGUAUUAACAUUUUAAGUAUACUUUAUGAUGUUUACAGCAGUGGUACUAUAUUUCAUAUUGUGAUGAGUAAACAUUUAUUUAUAUGGACAAUUGUACAACUCUAUGAAUUUUCCUUGGGAGUCAAAAAAGAACUGAUUGUAAUGGCAAAACAAAUUUUUAGGGAAAAAAUAAACAUAACAGAAGUGCAGAAAUGGACCAUCUAUAGACUGCGGAUUCUUCAUGAAAAAUUAAAAUAUUUUUAAUACUGUAAGAAUUUAUUACUCUCCCUUUUUUGGAAAUUCAGAAUACAAAAUUAAAAUAAAAUAUUUAAUGUUUUCAGGU